AUGAAUGACCACCUUCCUGAACUAAUUAAAAGUGAAAGGUUGAUGGAUGAAAAUGAAUUACAACUUCAAAGUAUUUCAUCAGAUAAAAUGGAAGACCCAAAAACAUGUUUGGAAGACAAAAUGAUACGGGAGAAAAACCGAAAAACAUUAACCUUAGCUAAUAUCGAAAAAGAAAAAACUAGAUGUUUAUUAAGAGGGUUAAGAGAAGAGUUGGAACAAGUUUUAGCCAGCAACAAGUUACUACCAGAACCAUUGCAAUUUUCUGAUGACUAUUUUCAAUUAGAUGAACGAAUUCAUAAUUCAAUUAUUAAAGAAGAGCAAUCGAAAAUGGAUAAAUUACAGUUAUCACUAGCAUUCGAUUAUGAAAAGAGCUUAAUAGGUCUUAAAAAAGUCAAAAAUUAUUUCGUCGCUAACAUUUUAACCAAUAACUUUGAAGUAAAAGCAAUUUUGGCAGAUGUAGGAGUCAAAACAAUAUAUCAUGAAUUACAACCUAAUAAUAUAUUUAUUAGUUUAAUAAAUGAGUUUAUAUCUAAGAAACACCCGAAACGACGGUAAUCUAUAGAGAAAAUAAUAGUCCCAGACUUUGCAAGAAGACGUGAAAUGACAGUUUUAAGCAAACCUGCUCCCAAUCUCAUACUUGGGGUUUCUGAAACAGAUAUAUUUCUUCGAAAUGUACGAGAAAAGUAUUCGUCUUUACCAAAGAAAAUUCAGUUUGCCAUAGAUAAGUUUGCUGCAAGAAAAGAUUUUGAAAAUCGGCAAAUUCUUAAUAUUCAAGACAUGUAUAAAAAUAAGCCAGGUGAAGAUAAUAAUAUCGAAGAAGAGGCAUUACUAGAAAGUACUCUGGAUUCUAUUGGUUUUUUAAACUUGAAAUCGGGAUCACAUUUUAAAGUGACUGAAAAUUCAAUAAUUAAAAUGGAAGAUACGUUUGAAAAUUACAUGGAAGUUAAAGAUAAGAUACACAUUAUGAAAAAAACUUUUAAUGAAAAAGUGUUUGAUCUCAGAACACAAAAAAUAAGAUUAAUACAGGAAUACAAACAAUUCAAGUUUGAUAUUAGUAUGAUACAAAAGGAGUUAAAUGAUCCAGAAAUAAUAACGCCAUCAGAUUUCCCUGAAGUCCUAAUGGAUGAAUCUAUUGAUCCUAGCUUAAUUGAUUCGUUUGAACCGAUUUAUCACUGUGAUCCGAUGGAUUUGAUUUUUAAUCCCGAAUUAAGCCCUUUGUAUAAAAAUGCAUAUUUUUAUGAAGAGCCUACUCGUGAAGAAAUCAUUAUGCAACAAAUGAGAAUUGAUAAACUAAAAUACAGACAUAUGCAUUUGCAUGAAACAAUGUUAAAUAAAAUCAAAAUGUUUGAUGACAAUCUAUUUAAAUUGAAUAAAAUGCGAAUAGACGUUAAACUUGAGAUUAUAUUUCUUGAUUUAUGGGCUACGACGUUAGAAGAAGAAAUGCUAGUUUUGUACGAUUUUGAUUUACUUGAAGAUGAUCUUUCGUACAAUGUACAUAUUAAAACAGGAGAACAAAAUGAUAAAGCUCAACAAAUACAAAGAAUUCAAGAAGAUAUCAAAUAUUUUAAUGAUAUUAACAUAAAACAAACAAAUAUGCUAAUAGACAAUCAACAUACUUUUGAUAUGUGUCUAAAAUUGGAGAAUAGCGGUUUUGCUAAACAUCUUAAAAAAAUAUUCAAUAAGAAAUUGAAAAUACCCAAAAUUAAAUCAUAUGAUGAUGAUGAUAUUUCAUCGUCUUCAUCUAGCGAAAGUGAAGAAUCUGAACCAGAAUUUAAUAACGAAAGUGGAGAAUCCAUAACGGCAAUGAGUCGAGUACCAGUGUUUGAUGAGAAAGUAUUACCGAUAGGCUGUGAUCCAAAAUUAUUUAAUACAACAUUAGAGUUGAGAUCUAAAAAAUAUGAAAUUGAACAAACCAUAGAGGAUAAUAAAAGAAAAUUGGACGCGAGUAGUACACAUCUGACUUCAAUUUACGUAGAACUUGAUUUUAUUGAAGAUGAAUUAAAACAAAUUCAAAAUGAACUAGAAGCAUGUCAGAUAAAAAAACAAAUGAAACUAAAUGAUGUUCAUACCACAAUUGUACUAUAUAAAUCUCAAAUUACUAAAGCUAAAUCAUUGAAAAAUAGUAUCUUAUUAUAUGGAAAUGUUAUACAAGAUCUAUCAAAUAGAGCAGCGGAAUUAAAAAAAGAGGAAAAAGAGAUAAUAAACAUUUUAAAAAAAGAAAAGUUAUGUGCAAAAAAGGAUCGCAUUGAAAUAGCCAAAAUGGAGAAUGAUUUGAGAAAUAUUAAAAUAGCCAUUAAAGAUGAAAUGAUAAAGAAAUUUAAAACUGUAAUAAAUUGGAGUUUUUUAGACCAAAUGGAAAUGACCAUCAUCGAUUACAUGAUUAUUAAAUCGAAGUCUGAAGCAAAAGAUUCAAAGGAACGUUUUAUUCGAGAGUUAAAAAUAUUAGAAAACAAAAUUAGUUCACAACGAAAGUCAGUAACUGACUUAUUAAAAUCAAAUACUCGUCGAAAUAAAUUAUUAACAAAUGUUCUUGAAAACAUUAAUAAAAUACGACGGUAUUUGGAUAUGGACCAAGAAAGAAUUACGAAAAAUUUUCAAAAUUUAUCAAUGGAAUCAACAAUUACUUCUGAAAUAGCUACUAUGAACUGCAUAUAUGAUGGAUUAUUAAAGAUGAAACAAUCCCUUUGUGAACAAUUAGAUAUGCAUAAAUUAAAAUGCAAAACGUUCACAACUCCUAUAAUGCAAUAA
This is a messenger RNA of Metopolophium dirhodum (rose-grain aphid), 2748 nucleotides long. RefSeq names its product cilia- and flagella-associated protein 44-like. The transcript has 11 exons. Lineage: Eukaryota; Metazoa; Arthropoda; Insecta; Hemiptera; Aphididae. The record is from RefSeq and is a predicted model, not a curated record.